AGUUUGUGUAUGAUUGAUAAUUUCCAAUCACAUACUAAAUCUUAUUCACAACUAGAGAUACUCAACCUUUUUGCAGGUGAAAAAAGAAGCUUUUUGGAAAUAGUUUUCUUCCUAAACUAGAACACCUACACCACCAAAGGAUGUGCUGCAGUGGAUGGGACUGCUCCUCCCUUAAUCAGAGGUCUUGGGUUCGAGCCCUGGAUAUGGAAAAAUUCUUGGUAGGUAGGGAGCGCUUCCUCUCGAAUGGGGCCCUACGCGGCGCGAAUCCGGAUAUAGUCGGGCUCCAAUACGGGUACCGGACAUUGGCUGGGAAACUAAAAAAAGAAAGAUAAACUUGUAUUAUGUCUCAUUUAUGCUUUACUUUUGGCCAGAGGAGACAUAAAGGACUAAGUAAAGAUAGCUGCAAAAUGGACAACAGCCUUUAAUUUUAGAGAAGAGAGAAUCUCUUCAUGCAAAGCAUUGCCACCCCUUUUCCCUCCCUUGUUUUCAUAUAAAAUCUUUCCCAUUUUCUUUCUAUUUCCCACCUCUAAAUUCUCAUAAUUUGUGCAUUUGAUAAACCUUUCUAUCUUCCUAGAAAAAUCAUGUCCUUGAUCCCUCAUCCUCGGCCUCAAGUUGUUGUGAAUGGAGUCCAGAGAAUGAGAACUUUCCAUUAUUAUUGGUGUCGUCAAUGCCAAAGAUCAAUCAGGACAACUUCAACCAAUUCAUCUGAAAUAUUAUGUCCUCGUUGUUUUGGCCAAAUUCAAUAUAAUCUUGAUGUUUCGAGGCGUAGGCUAGUCCUUUCGGAUGUCAUGACCAGGCUACAACCAUCUUCAAAUUCGCGUCUUCUUGAUGCCUUGGCUCUAAUUCUUGAUCCGUCAAUUAGGCUACAAAAUCUUGACCAUGGUGACGAAAAUUAUCAGCUUAGACAACGUGCUCGAAUCAUUCUCCAAUUUAUAGGCCCUGAUGAAAAUAUACUUUCUUUACCAGCAAAUAAUACUUCCCUGGAAUCGUCAAACGAAAAUGGGGUGGAAGAGUUGAUUCAAGAAUUAACUCGAAACGAUAGACUAGGGCCAUCUCCAGCAAUUGAUGCAUUGCCAAAAGUUGUACUAACAGAUAGGCAUUUAGCUAAUGACACUGUUUGUCCUGUUUGUAAGGAUGAGUUUGAAGUUGGGAGUGAAGUUAGGGAGCUGCCCUGCAAACAUUUUUAUCAUUCUGAAUGCAUUUUUCCAUGGCUGGAAAAUCAUAAUACUUGUCCGGUUUGUCGAUAUCAGCUGCAAGGAUUCACUAAUAACUAUGAUGUCCAACAAGGAAAUUACAUCAAUAGUAGAUAUAAUUUAGAUGAUGAAGAAGAGGAACAAGACAUGAGGAACCCUUUAUUAUGGGGUUUGACUAGGCUUAUGUCAUUGUGGCCUGUCAAUUUGCUAUCUAGUUGGAUACAAAGAUACUUCAAUUACCCUCUUGACAAUGCAACCUCUGAUUUUCUUGGAGGAAUACCAUGGUGGAGUACAUGGCACAUUCUUUGACACGAAGGCUGCUGAUUGGACCCCUUCUUCCAUUGAAGAAAUAUCACAGAGUAGUCUUCUUUUUCCUUUCAGUACUCUUUGCUUCAUUAGGCAGUUUAUACUUUUGCAUGGAACUCAUUGAUGCUAAUGACUUGAUUUCAAGAACAGCAAUAUUUUAGAGCCUUGGAAGCAUUUUCAGACAAAACGAUGGGGAAAAUAAUGGCCACGAAGCUUUGGUUUAUGUAUUUCAUGGUCAAGAUUGUUGUCAAUAGCAAACCUUACGCCAAUUUAUUUAUCACUUACUAUGUUUUCUGUUAGGAUGUCAUGUCUUAAUAUUCACUGAGUAUGAUAUUUUACAGUAUUAUGAUGGUUGUAUGGUUCAUCAGCAGACUUUUCAAAUUUAAUUAUUUUGGUUUAAGACCUAUUCAUUUGUUGGUAAA
Molecule: messenger RNA, 1921 nt
Organism: Nicotiana attenuata
Lineage: Eukaryota; Viridiplantae; Streptophyta; Magnoliopsida; Solanales; Solanaceae
Product: probable E3 ubiquitin-protein ligase RHC1A
Exons: 3
Coding region: 582-1502 (306 amino acids)
Biological process (GO): protein ubiquitination
Cellular component (GO): cytoplasm
Molecular function (GO): ubiquitin protein ligase activity
Source: RefSeq, a predicted model, not a curated record